AUGGCGUUGGAAGAGUGGAGGCACUGGCUGGAAGGAGCAGAACAGCCAUUCUUGGUCUGGACCGACCAUAAAAACUUGGAAUAUCUCCGUAGAGCCAAGUGCCCCAACUCCAGGCAGGCCCUGUGGGCCCUGUUGUUUACCAGAGUCAACUUCACCAUUUCCAACCACCCAGGUUCCUCUGCCACACCCUUGACCUCUGAAACCAUUCUCCCUACCUCAUGCCUUGCUGCCACUGUGGAUUGGGCUAUUGAGAACCUGGUUCGCGAGGUGCAAUGCGAAGGUAUUCUACACCCAUAUUGGGUCAUCGGCCAGCCUGUCAUCCAGAUUCCAUCCCAAAACCAAGGGCCCUACCAUCCCCCCCGGGUAAUCGAUGGCCAGCCAGCGUAUACGGUAGAGGCAGAUGAUGUGCUCACCAAAGAGGAACAGAUCGGCCUGUUGUUCAAAGCCAAACGGAAGUGUGAGGUAGCCAUCAGGAACAAACACAAGCCUGGUGAUGGUUACUGCUCGCCGGAGUGGGAUGGCAUUGUUUGUUGGCCUGAGGGGUCUCCUGGAAAGCUGGUGUCCACUGCCUGUCCAGAGUACAUUUACGACUUCAACCAUAAAGGACUAGCCUAUCGUCGCUGUGACAACAAUGGGACAUGGGAGCUGACCACUACCAACAACAAGACAUGGGCAAACUACAGCGAAUGUGCAAAAUUCCUCUCGCACUAUAACCAAAAUAAUGAGAAGGAAGUAUUUGACCGUUUGUACCUCAUCUACACAGUGGGCUACUCCAUCUCUCUGGGAUCACUUAUGGUGGCUGUGAUCAUCCUGGGUUAUUUCCGGCGGUUGCAUUGUACCAGGAACUACAUCCACAUGCACCUGUUUGUGUCUUUCAUGCUGCGAGGCAUCAGCAUCUUCAUAAAGGAUGUGGUGCUAUACUCUGGUUCUGCCCUAGAGGACAUGGAGAGAGUCAGUGUGGAAGAUCUCAAGUCCAUCACUGAGGCUCCUCCAGCUAACAAAACCCAGUUUAUUGGCUGUAAAUUAGCAGUGACCCUGUUCCUGUAUUUCCUGGCCACCAACUACUACUGGAUCCUAGUAGAGGGCUUGUACCUCCACAGCCUCAUCUUCAUGACCUUCUUCUCAGACAGGAAGUACCUCUGGGGAUUCACUUUGAUUGGAUGGGGGGUCCCAGCUAUGUUUGUGACAGUGUGGGCAAGUGUGAGAGCCACCUUGGCAGACACAGAGUGCUGGGACCUAAGUGCAGGCAAUCUGAAGUGGAUUGUACAAGUGCCCAUUCUAACAGCAAUAGUGGUGAAUUUUAUGCUGUUCCUGAAUAUAAUCCGAGUUCUGGCCACUAAACUUCGAGAGACAAAUGCUGGCAGAUGUGACACAAGACAGCAGUACAGGAAACUGUUGAAGUCUACUUUGGUCCUGAUGCCACUGUUUGGCGUUCACUACAUCGUGUUCAUGGCCAUGCCUUAUACUGAGGUAACUGGAGUCCCCUGGCAGAUACAGAUGCACUACGAGAUGCUCUUCAAUUCAUUCCAGGGAUUCUUUGUGGCAAUUAUAUAUUGUUUCUGCAACGGGGAGGUCCAGGCAGAAAUUAAGAAAACCUGGAGCAGGAGGACACUAGCGCUGGACUUUAAACGGAAAGCCCGUAGUGGCAGUAACACGUAUAGUUAUGGACCUAUGGUGUCUCACACCAGUGUAACCAACGUCACUGCCCGGGGGCCCCUGGCCCUCCAUCUCACCACGCGCCUUGGGGCCCCAGUCACCGUCAACGGGCACCGGAACCUCCCGGGGUAUGUGAAGAACGGUUCCGUCUCCGAGCACUCUAUCCCUUCCUCGGGACAGGAGUUACACAUUCCUGAGGAGGAGCAGCUAUCCAAUAACACGCCACCGCAUUCUGUUGAGGAGGAGAAACCCUCGCCUGUGGUGGAGGAGGAGCGGGAGACCGUUAUGUGACGUUCAUGUGACCUCGAGUGAAAGACAGUCAUGUCAAUAGCCCCUCCGUUGUGAGGACGAUCUCUGUAGGAAUGAGUCAUGGAACAUAGCACCAGUCAUUAUUCUCAGGAUGUUACACAGUAGGAGGAUGGCUGCCUUUCGUCGACACUGCCAGUUUUUCUCCUGUGAAUCGAGACAGAAUUUUAGUGGGUGGGAUAAGGACUGGAGGACAAAGGCUCAAGGCUAAAAGGGUACCUCAGUGUUUGAGGUGAGCCACCAACACAGACAAUCACCUUCUGUACUGUAGCAAACACCGCCGCUCUUUCUGAGACUAUUUCCACCUGCCAUACGGACAAGAAUUCAUAUUUGUUUUAUUUCACUGACAUCAAUGAGUUGCAGCAGGUACUUUAUAUUUGAUGAAAACCAACUUGCAGAUUUAGCUUUUUCACAUUCUAAAGCUAUUAUUCUAAAACUUGUGGAUCGUGACUGGUCUGUGGAUGGACAGUAGGCUAAUGUGUCUGUCUGAAACCUACAACGGUGAUGGUCCACAGGUCCUGUGGGUGAAGGUGUCUAACAGCAUAUGUAGGUCCUCAUUCUGACAGGAGCAUGUUAGCUGAUGUUAGUGUAGCGGAUGGAUAAGUUAGCAUACAGCUCACUAGCUUACAUCUGUUACAUUAGGAACUCCUAGUGAUACGAGGAAAUGCCUGGCUGCAGUUGCCUCUGCCCGCAUGGUUGGGGAGAACUCACUACAUUUCGAUUGGUUUGAAAUAUGGAUGUCAAUUCAGAAAACCUAACCCACUUUGAUGUAAAAGGGAAUCAAACUCAGGUACUCCAAAACUCACCAUUCUAGUGCAUCACUUUGAGCUAGUGUGUACUGUAGUUUCAGAGGUGUGCUGGCUUCUAGUGUUGAUUUAUAUGGAGGAAGGCCAAUGGAAGGCUUUUCUCCAUGAAUAUCAACUUUUUGUACAAUUUUUAUUUUUGCUAUUUAAAAGAUACUACCCUGAUAUUCAAUAGUGUAAUGACUAUGGAAGAUUAUGUUGUUUCCAUGAUGUGCUGAUGAUUAUAUUCUUCAAUGAUAAUAUUCUGUUUCACAAUAUAUAAUGCCACAAAAGUAACCGAAACAUAUCAAUGGAGUGGGAGAGAGGAUAAAAAAAAUAAGCUUUUAUAUACUGUGCAGUGCCUUCCGAAAGUAUUCAUACCCCUUGACUUAUUCCACAUUUUGUUGUGUUGCAGCCAAAAUUUAAAAUGGAUUAGAUGAAUACAAAAUCUUACCCAUCUACACAAUAUACCUCUUAUUGACAAAUUGAAAACAAGUUUUUAGACAUUUUUGCUGAUUUAUUGAACAUGAAAUGCGUAAUUUACAGCGAUUACAGCUGUGAGUCUUUCUGGAGCUUUCUCUUAAGGGCUUUGCACACCUGGAUUGUACAAUAUUUGCCAAUUAUUCUUUUAAAAAUGAGUCAAGCUCUGUCAAAUGUAUUGUUGAUCGUUGCAACACAACCAUUUUCAUGUCUUGCCAUAGAUUUUCAAGCAGAUUUAAGUCAAAACUGU
Molecule: messenger RNA, 3474 nt
Organism: Oncorhynchus kisutch (coho salmon)
Lineage: Eukaryota; Metazoa; Chordata; Actinopteri; Salmoniformes; Salmonidae
Product: parathyroid hormone/parathyroid hormone-related peptide receptor-like
Exons: 15
Coding region: 1-1947 (648 amino acids)
Biological process (GO): intracellular calcium ion homeostasis; adenylate cyclase-activating G protein-coupled receptor signaling pathway; cell surface receptor signaling pathway
Cellular component (GO): plasma membrane
Molecular function (GO): G protein-coupled peptide receptor activity; peptide hormone binding; parathyroid hormone receptor activity
Source: RefSeq, a predicted model, not a curated record